UUGCACGGCCUAUAAAUGAAAUGGCAGAGCCCGCAGGGGCAAUGUCACUUCAAGGUAGGAUGAUAAGAGGUAUGGACCGGUGUGAGAGACGGUCCAGGCCUCUUGAUAGAGGGGCAGAGUUUAAUGGAGGGGUUGGGACCAGGGAUAGAUCCCGGUCCCAGCAGGAUGAUGUGGGUUUUAAGAGGAAAAAGACCCAGGGUUGUCCCGUGUGUGGAUUAAGGGCAAGAUCGAUAAGACACCAUGUUGAGGCCCGGCAUUUUCCGCCUGUGUUUCGUCGGGAGGCAUGGGAGAAUCCGGAAAAGGACCAUGUGCGGUUUAGAGGGGUAAUAUGCGUCAUCAAUAGUCUGGGUCUCCAGAGCUUUGAUGAGGCUAUGCUUUUCGUGGGCCGCCAGAGGUUAUCAAUUUCGGAGCAGUCCUGCCUGAACGACAAGGACCAGGUCUGGUUAGAAAGGGUCUCUCGCAGGUUUAUGUUUUACAUUCCCCCUAUAUUCCACGUUGCACGGGUAAACUCGCGAGCGCUCCUCUUCCACUGGAGAGUGUUGGCCGCGUUGCUGAAGCUAUGCAGCCAAGAGGUAAGAGACGAUUUCUUUGCCCAAAGGUUUGUCAGGCGGCGCGGCGUGGUCCAGGUGACUGGGUCGACUCAGGCAACUGAGUUGAUGCAGAGAUCCGGACCAGAUUGUUGUGUAGCGGCCCAGGCUACUGGGUCGACUCAGGCAACUGAGUUGGUGCAGGGAGCUGGAUCAGAUCGGAGUGUGGUCAUGGAGGCUCAGGCGACUGUGUCGAGUCCAGAGAUGGAUUUGAUUCAGAGACCCGAGCCAGUCACUUGUGUAGAAAAAGGGGCCCAGGUGAUGGCGUUGACUCAAGUGGCAGAGUCGGUCCCAGAGCCCGGGUCUCUAGGGAAUGAGUGUGAAUUGGGUGAUGACUUUGAAAUUGCACCUGUGGUUCAAGAGUGGAUUUCGGUUAGGAAUGCUGAACUCACCGCGUUCGACAGCCACUUUCACUUGGACCGCAGUUAUAAGACGACCAAGGUUGGUUCUAUUGAGGCGUUGGUGGGGCAUACCGUGGGGCCAAUGCCUGAGGUACCAGUGCGGGUAAAUGGGGGAGUUGCAGUUUUCUGCGAUCCACCCAACUACCCAAGGGAAUAUCCCAGUGUCACUGGUUUCGGGUCGGCUGUCGGGGUACAUCCUAAGGCGCCUCUAAGGGACGUUAAAGGGGUGGUAGGACAGGUGGAGAGAGAGUUGAGGAAGGAUGGGGUGGUAGCGCUUGGAGAGAUCGGUUUAGACAGAACCGUGCCUGAAAGAGAGUGGGGUAGGCAGGAGGAGAUGUUUGUAGGGCUGUUGGAGCUGGCUUGCCCUAGGCGACCAGUUAUUUUGCAUAUUCGGGGGCAGGACACGUACUCUUGUGAGGCUAGUGCCCUUGCCCUCCGACUCAUGCAGAAGAACGUUAGUCCGACUCAGCGGAUACACCUCCACUGCUUCACGGGAACUCUCGAUCAGGUUCUGAGUUGGUCCGCUGCAUUUCCCCGUUGCUACUUUAGCAUCUCAGGUCUGGCUGCGCGUUUUGAUGAGGUGCAAAAGUCAGCUGUGCGAGGGAUUCCGGCCGACCGACUCCUAGUUGAGACCGAUUCUCCUUACUUGCGAGUCCGAAGUAAGAAAGACAAUACUCCGGCGUACGUGGGUGAAGUUGCAAAUACGGUGGCCCAGAUCCGAAAGGAGACCCUCAGGGGGAUAUUGCGCACUACUGCUGAGAACGGCAGGCGUCUUUAUAACCUGUAGGGUUCGGAUACUGGAAAUAGUCUGUUGGCGAGUUGGGGAUCGAACCAUAUGAGGGUGACGCGGUUGCGCGCGCCCUUUAACUAGUGAUUGAGGCGGUCGGAUGUCUGUUAAACACUGGCCAAGGGGCGUCGAUAAUAGAAUGUGUCAGGAUUCAGUGAUGUGGUCUAUGCUUAAGGAAACGGUUGGUCAAAUUAUCAAAUGAGUGCUCUUGGUUUAAAAAUAAAUAAAUAAAAUACAAAGGUCACAUGGUGAUAAAUAAAUAAAAUACAAAGGUCACAUGGUGAGUGGGUAAUGCAAAGGAAAAAACUAGCCAGGAAUGUUUCUGUAAGUAUGAGAUCAUAUUGUGUGGUCUUGGAACGUGGUAUAGGGGUGUGGCAGACUGUCUUGGUGGGGUGAAGAGGAGGGCUAUAAAAUGGGGAGGAAUAUGGUAAAAUUGACCGGAUUGUCAGUGGACCAUCCCGACCGUUUUGCCCUAUUGCCCUCUUUACCGAAGAACGCGCGAAUGACGUAAUCAUGACGAGAGUGUGUGCAGUAAACAACCCUCUUGACAGGACGUUCCUUUAUAUCUUGCGGAGAGUAUCUCUGCGCUUGUACACACUGUAGACGAUGGAAUCUACCCCAAGCAACUUGCUUAGGUAAGUUCUAUAGUGUUUUAUAGCAUAAGUACUAUAC
This is a messenger RNA of Dreissena polymorpha, 2447 nucleotides long. RefSeq lists its product as uncharacterized. NCBI's taxonomy places the organism in Eukaryota, Metazoa, Mollusca, Bivalvia, Myida, Dreissenidae. The transcript has a single exon. The record is from RefSeq and is a predicted model, not a curated record. Bases 21 to 1775 code for a protein of 584 amino acids. Gene Ontology annotation, molecular function: hydrolase activity, acting on ester bonds.